ACGCACUCACUAUGCUGGAGAGAGUCUGAAGCAGCCAUGGGAAUUCACACUUCCAACUUUAAAGAGUUGGUGCAGUAAACGAAGACUUUUAGUUUUUAUGUCUAUUUCUAUGGGGACGUAUGCGCGUUUUUGACAGUGUCGUCUCUCACGCAGGAUGUUAUUACUGAUGAAACUUGGAAAGCCGGGUAAGAAGACCACAAAGUCUCUCUGAUGAGAACCACCUCCUUCUACCAGGCACACAAAGGGAACCACGGAGCAAGUUAUUUUCUUCCCCGCACACCCACGCCAUUGUUUUCUUUUUGGAUGUCAUAGUGGGGGGGCUCGUUGAAAGACAUCAUGGAUCACUUUGCAGCGGAGUGCCUUGUCUCAAUGUCCAGCCGUGCGGUUGUCCACAACAGCGAGAUGAAGUCGGAAAACCCCUCACCUUCCUCCAGGAACCCAGAGGACGUGAAAGAACCUCUGGUGAAGGACAACUCGUCUUUGUACGUGGUGGCCAGGAUCCUGGCGGAUUUUAACCAGCAGACUCCCAACGAUUUGCAUGGCGAGCAGUCAAAAAGCAAGGAGGAGAACACGCCGAGCCUGACGGAGGAUGGGAACUGUGCCACACCUACCACCAUCUCGGAUCCGUCGUUCAAACAAAGGGGCAAAAGAUCGAGAGGUCGAAACGAGCCCGAGUCCCCCCAGAAAAAGCACAAAUGCCACUAUUCUGGUUGUGAAAAAGUUUAUGGCAAAUCGUCGCACCUAAAGGCGCACCUCAGGACGCACACAGGAGAGCGUCCGUUCCCUUGUACCUGGCCCGACUGCAGUAAGAAGUUUGCCCGCUCGGACGAGCUGGCCCGCCACUACCGCACCCACACGGGAGAAAAGAAAUUUGGCUGCCCGCUUUGCGACAAGCGCUUCAUGCGCAGCGAUCACCUGAUGAAGCACGCCCGCCGCCACUCGGAUUUCCAACCCGGCAUGCUCAAGAGGCCCCACAGCGGCGUGGUCGGCGGUGGAGUCGGCAUUAGCCACACCGCUCGUCCCAGCUCUCUCAGCGACUACAGCCGCUCGGAUGCCUCCAGCCCCACCCUCAGCCCCGCCCUCAGCCCCGCCAACUCGCCUUAAAGUAAAAAAAAAAAAAAAAAUCGCACUUUCAGCCUCCAAUGCGGCGAGGUUUUUUAUCAUAGUGACACUUAUGUUGCACACUUCUGUCAGCAGCAACCCUCCCACCCCCUUCUUUGCUAUUCCUGCGCUUGCUGUGGUAAACCAUACUGUAUAGAACUGCUUAUUGUAGUGCAAUGACUUGUGUAAUCUUAUAAGAAGGUAAUGCCUUUCCCAGAUGGCAAUAUUUACGUUCUCUACCAUAUGUCUGUACUUCUCUUCUAGUCAUGGCUGUUGGCUGUCUUUGCAACAACAAAACACCAUUUCAAAGAAAACAACACAGCCCUGAUGAGUCUUAUCAAAAAUCUUUAAUUUUGUCUUUUAUUGUUUUGUUUUUUAAUUGUUUUUUUUUUAAAAACGGGUGAUGACGAAGCAUACACACUCUUAAACAAACACACGCACCUCAGGAUUGAAGACAGUUUCUCUAAUACCACAAUACUUCACAAACAGACUGCACAAUAUACUCAUCACUUUACUCCAAAGUUCAACCAGUGGUUGGAUUUUUGGCCCUGCUCAGGGAUGGCCUUGUUAGCUUGAACGAAUGGAGAGAAACAGUCAGUCCACCCUCAUAUACGUCUCUAACUAUACACAGUAUAUCAGCCUUACACUCAACACACUUUUGCACUCUUUGUUUUGUCUGUAAAACAUCAUGUGUCAUCCAUCCGAGCAAACGAUAAUUGGCUUUUUCAUACAGUACAACUUUCAAAGCAGCUGUUCAUACAAAAAUUGGCGUAAAGGGAUCCCUCACUGAAGCACACUGGAACAAAACUA
Molecule: messenger RNA, 1911 nt
Organism: Dunckerocampus dactyliophorus (ringed pipefish)
Lineage: Eukaryota; Metazoa; Chordata; Actinopteri; Syngnathiformes; Syngnathidae
Gene: klf13
Product: Kruppel-like factor 13
Exons: 2
Coding region: 337-1104 (255 amino acids)
Biological process (GO): regulation of transcription by RNA polymerase II
Molecular function (GO): RNA polymerase II cis-regulatory region sequence-specific DNA binding; DNA-binding transcription factor activity, RNA polymerase II-specific
Source: RefSeq, a predicted model, not a curated record